This is a messenger RNA of Symsagittifera roscoffensis, 1368 nucleotides long. Its product is annotated as dnaJ homolog subfamily B member 12-like. Gene Ontology annotation, molecular function: Hsp70 protein binding. The record is from RefSeq and is a predicted model, not a curated record. Gene Ontology annotation, biological process: cellular response to misfolded protein. The transcript has a single exon. The coding region runs from base 37 to 1086 and encodes 349 amino acids. Gene Ontology annotation, cellular component: endoplasmic reticulum membrane. Lineage: Eukaryota; Metazoa; Xenacoelomorpha; Acoela; Convolutidae.
UGAUUUAAUUGUACAUUGAAGUAAUUUUCAGAUGGCAUGAGUGAGGGUACACGUUACAGAUAUUCCGGUGCUUCUGGCCAGAAAUACAGCACUGCGCCUGAUCCCACACCAACAACCAAUGGACACGCAUCAACUGGGAAGAGCACCCCGACUCCAUCUCCCUCACAGCCAUCGACAUCGUCAACCACAUCCAAUGGAGCCGCUCCGACGGCCAGCGGCGACUUCACCUCAGAACAAGCCGCUGAAGUUCACAGACUCAAGAAGUGCAAAGAUUACUAUGAGCUCCUGGGAGUCCCAAAGUCAGCAUCAGCUGAAGACCUGAAACGCAAUUACAGAAAGCUUGCUCUUAAGCUGCACCCUGACAAGAACAAAGCACCUGGUGCUGCCGAGGUUUUCAAGACGAUUGGAAACGCAUACGGAGUAUUGAGCGAUCCGGACAAAAGACGAAGAUACGACCAGUACGGUAUCGAGGGGCCCCAAAGGUCAACGACCAGACAAUAUUCGAAUGGUUAUGGAGACAUGCACCAUGGGUUCGAACAAGAGUUUGACCCUGAAGAUAUUUUCAACAUGUUCUUUGGAGGUAUGGGUGGAGGAACCCGGGUGUACACUUUCGGACCCGGAGGUGGUUUGUACCAACGUCGAAGACACAAUCAUCCCAGACACCAUCACCAAAACACAGAAGAAAACCAGACAGCCGCGAACUAUGCCGUGUGGAUACAACUGGCACCUGUUUUGAUACUUUUUCUGAUGUCUGCUCUGUCGGCUUUGUUUGCUACAGAUCCUAUCUACAGUAUGUACCGAGAAUCGCCUUACAUAAUCGAGAAGGUAACUGCUCAACACAAAGUGAAGUAUUACGUCAAACCUGAUUUCGCUCAGACAUACAAGUCUAGUAUGAAACAGUUGGAAAGAGAAGUGGAAAAUGACUUCAUUACUAUGACACAAAAUAGGUGUUAUCAGGAAAGACAAAAUAAAGAAAACACCAAGUUGAAGGCACGAUAUUUCAGAGACAGUAAACUUUUAGAAAAGGCUGAACGUAUGGAAACUCCUAGUUGUACAAGGUUACGAGAAUUAUACGGGGGUGGAUGAGAAUUUUCAAAAUCCACUUCCAUAUUUGAACCCAAUUUUUUCCAGCCCGUCGUCCCACGAUUUAUUCAGCAAAAAUCAAAGAGCGAACAAAUUUACUAAGAAAAGUGAAUUUAUCAUUUUUUGCUCUGAAUUAACUUAAUUUGAUAGCCCGUUGUUUAUUCCGAUUGUCCUUAUUUAUUAGUGUAUUAUGUAUAUAAUCCCGAGAAGAUGAAUUAUAAUGAUACAAUGUUUAUUUUGUCGACAUUUUUCAAAAUCAUCGAUGAAUUUAUUUCUAAGAAAAUA